Messenger RNA from Heterostelium album PN500, 357 nucleotides. RefSeq lists its product as uncharacterized. Lineage: Eukaryota; Evosea; Eumycetozoa; Acytosteliales; Acytosteliaceae. Bases 1 to 357 code for a protein of 118 amino acids. The record is from RefSeq and is a predicted model, not a curated record. The transcript has a single exon.
AUGAAUAAUAUAUUAUUGAAACAAUCAAACAGUACAAAUGUUAAACAGCUAACUACUUUUAUAUCUAAUAUAAACCGUCAGCAUCAACUUUAUCUUUCAUCACUCUCAAUUAGACAACGACAGACAUCAAACAACCAUUGUUGUUUAAACUCAACCUAUUUAACAAAUAUCAAUAAUAACAGUAGUAGUAGUAACAAUAACAAUCUAAAUUAUAAUGUCAAAGACUAUUCUAUUUUAAGUAAGAUUAAGAAUUUAAUCGUUCAAACUGAUCCUUUCGAUACGAUUAGAUCAAAGUUUAAAGAGAAUGAAACAGAGAAAGCCAAUAGAUUGUAUGUCUUAAUAUUUAACAACCUAUAA